This is a messenger RNA of Eimeria tenella, 4302 nucleotides long. RefSeq names its product AGC kinase, putative. Gene Ontology annotation, molecular function: cAMP-dependent protein kinase activity; ATP binding. Bases 1 to 4302 code for a protein of 1433 amino acids. NCBI's taxonomy places the organism in Eukaryota, Apicomplexa, Conoidasida, Eucoccidiorida, Eimeriidae. Gene Ontology annotation, cellular component: cAMP-dependent protein kinase complex. Gene Ontology annotation, biological process: peptidyl-serine phosphorylation; signal transduction. The record is from RefSeq and is a predicted model, not a curated record. The transcript has 23 exons.
AUGGACAUUUUUCGAAAACUUCUUCCUUCUCAAAAAGAUGCUGCUGCUGAAUCCUCGCAGCGCCAAAUUCGAAUUCCCCCCAGCAAAUGCACAGCCUCCAACUUCGUCUUCGCCAACACCCUCGGCACCGGGUCUUUUGGCCGCGUGUUUCUCGCGCGCCGCAAAGAUGACCCCACAUCUCCGCCCGUGGCUAUAAAGCGGCUGAAGAAGUUUGCUGUUAUAAGGCAGAAGCAAGUUGAUCACAUUUUGUCGGAAAAAAGAAUUCUCCAACUCAUCAACCACCCCUUCACUGUGAACAUGCUAGGCACCUUCAAAGACGACCACUACCUCUACAUUGUAAUGGAAUAUGUUAUAGGCGGGGAGUUCUUCACAGUUUUGCGGAAAAACAGAAGAUUCGAAAACGACGCCUCCAAGUUCUACGCGGCGCAAGUGACCACCAUAUUUGAGUACUUGCACGGCAGAAAUAUCAUCUACCGUGAUUUAAAGCCAGAGAACUUGCUGGUGGACUCCGAGGGAUAUUUGAAGUUGACGGACUUCGGCUUUGCCAAAGUGAUAGAGCACCGCACCUACACCCUCUGCGGCACUCCCGAGUACAUCGCGCCCGAAGUGCUGCUGAACAAAGGCCACGGAAAGCCCGUGGACUGGUGGACGAUGGGCAUUUUGAUUUACGAAAUGAUUGUUGGCUAUCCGCCUUUCUUCGACGACGAGCCCAUGGGGGUUUACCAAAAGAUUUUGGGGGGGAGAAUUAUGUUCCCCAAGUCCUUCGACAAGAACGCGAAGAUGCUGGUGAAGCGUUUGCUGACUCCGGACUUGGCGAAGCGUUACGGAAACUUAAAAAACGGAGUUGCAGAUAUAAAAGAACACAAGUGGUUUGCUGCUUUCGACUGGAACGCACUCAUCCACAAGCAGCUCCCGCCCCCCUACAAGCCCGCCUUCAAGGGACUUGAUGACACUUCGAACUUCGACAAUUAUCCCGAAUCCACAGAACAGCCUCCCCCCAUAACGGGGACUCUAGACCCUUUCACUUCUUGCGCCGCCUUGGCUGUAGAUGCAGCAGCCCUCAACUACAGCCCCGAAGAGCAGCAAUACAGCGAAACUUGUCUAGCAGCAAAGCUGCACAAGUGGCUGCUGCAGUUUGCAGAUCCGCCCAAGUUGCUGCUGCUGCUGCUGCUGGAGAAGCUCAUAGCCCGGGACUCCACCGCCGUCCCCCAGGCGCUGCAGGAUCCAGAGCUGUGGGGGCACUUGACGGAUGGAUUGGCUGCUGCAGUGAAGGCUGGGGAUGCAGCAGCAAAUGUUAUUCUUGGGAGCUUCUGUGCAGUGCUGCGAGCAGCAGAAGAAUCUGCUGCAGCAGCAGUUGCUUCCAGCUGCCUGCCCAAGGUGGCCAGGGCGCUGCGGCUGCUGCCGCCCACUGCAGCAGCUCUGCCGCUGCUGCUGGAGGCUGUGUCUGGGUGUUUCAGCUGCUGCGAGCUGCUGCAGCAGGCGCAGCACAACUCGCUGCUGCUGCUGCAGCUGGGGCAAACGUUUCAGGCCGUAUUUGCCUCCGCAGCAGCUCCAGCAACAGUGCAGGAAGCUGCGCUGCAGCUGCUGCAGCAGAUCUUAAGUCCUCUUUCGGAAAAUCUGAAACUUUUGUUCAUUGAAGAUGUCUGCAUUGUUGAUUGGCUUCUGGAGACUGUCCGAAACAACAGACCAGUGGCCCACGCGGCGGUCCAGUGCCUGCAGACGCACAUCUUCUGCUGCUGCUCUUUUCAGCAGCACCACUUCGACACAGCCUUCAGCAGCUUCCUCUGCAUUGCCCGGAAGCAGCAAGACCAGCUGUGGCUGCUGCACGCGGCGCUCUCGCUGCUGAAGUCGAAACCACAAAGCAGCAACCAGUGCAGCAAACUGCUUCAGGAGUGGGAAGCAGACGAAAAGAAGCUCGCGGCAGUCACUGGCCUGUGCGCUGCGAGCCUCUGCCGCCAGAGCAGCAAUAGCAGCAGCAGCAGCAGCAGCAGCCGUGUUCCCGAAGCGCCGCUGCUGCUGACGGAAAUCCGAAAGACACUUGAAGAGGGAAGCCGUUGUUCUCUCCAGCUGAACUCGGGAAUAAAUAAAGAACAAGUUUUGUGCUGCUUUCUUCUGGCCGAAAACACUUUCCGGGAGGUCCACUGGUCACCUGCAGACCGCGCCGCAGCCUUCAACAGCCUCGCCCAAAUGCUCUUAACUCUCGUGGAAGUUCAAAGUGGUUUCACUCAAGUGCGAACAAGCGCACAAGACGGCCAGUCGAUUCGAGAAUACGUUGCCUUGGGAAUGAAGAUGAGUUUCGUGUUCUACUUCAGCUGGAAACAUGCAUGCCCUGCUGCUGGCUGCAAACAAGCGGAGUUCAUCAACGGCGUUUUCCGUGCAGCUUUUGGACCCAGCGCAUCCCCAAGAGCCUCCGACAGAAUUUCGGAAGAAGCCAACCAGUUUAUAAAUGCUGCAAUUUAUUUAAUUAAAUUGGUUUUGAGCGGGGGAGUUCAAGAAGAAGGAGAAGCUCUCGACUGCGACGUCUGCGCGGGAAUUUCGGAAUUGGCGGCGCUCUCAGGAAGCCUGCUGCGCUCCGAAGGGCUCCAUUCAGUGGACUUCAAUCUCCUGCUGCACCCGCGCCCCGCUUUGCUGCUGCUGGGAGUCGUCUUGAGAAGCAGCAGCUUCUCGAGACACAGAGACGCGGCGCUGCAGCAGUUUUCGCGGGUGUGCAGCAGCACAAGUUUUUGUGAGUGGCGGGGGUGGAGCAGCGGCGCGUUUCAGCAGCAAAUGAGGCAGGCGCUCCUGAACCAAGUCUUUGCUGCAGAGGCCAGCAGCACAAUCUGGCAGCCAACUUCCAUCAGUUGGAUUCUUUCAAAAGUCCUCGAAGGGUCUUCUUUUAACUUUUGCUGCCGCUCCGAGGCUUUGCUGCAGCUCCUGGGGCGCUGCGUGGCAGCAGGGCUUGAGCUUUCUACCCCUGCUGCAGCAGCAGCAGCAGCACCAGCAGCAGCAGCGGCAGCAGCAGCAGCAGCAGCAGCAGCUAACGCGACUCUGGCUGCCCAGCCCCUCGCUGCGGACUUCCUCGCCGUGCUGCUGCAGUUCCUCUUCGUCUGCGUAGACGCAGCAGAAGCAAGAGCUCUCCACUCUCUGCGCUGCUCUGGGAAUCUCCUGAAGCUGCUGAGGAAAAGCCUGGGGGGCCCCACAGAGGGCAAAUCUGCUGCAGCAGCGGCUGCAGCAGCAGAUUUGCCUGCGUUGGCUCUGUGUGCCAUUUCGCUGCUGCUGCAGGUUGAGGAACAGACAGACGCAAUUCCCGAGCCGCUGCUGUUGCUGGCUUUGAAUCCUCUCAGCGAGCAUUUAAAUGAAGAUAAAAAUAAUUUAAAAAACAAAAAACAAAUAAAUGCAAAUGCGUACUUGGCGUUGAUGAGCCACGCAGAGGAAACUGUCCGCGCUGCUGCUUCUUUGCUGCUGUCCACCACGCUGUCGUACCAGAUUGGCAGCCUCCGGGACGCGGAGGUGGCGCAGCUGCUGGCGGGGUGUAUCGACAGCUCAUUGGCCUGCAACAAAGACAGCCACGCAGAUGCAGCAAUUCUGGCAAUUUGCUCGCUGGCUACUUGCGGCUCCAUUGCCCCUUUGCUGCGCUGCUGUUUACUGUCGACCACUUUUUCGCUGCUGCCUCUCUGCAACAAGUACAUUACCCCUGCUCCCAAGCAGCAGACACCAGCAGCAGCAGCAGCAGCAGCAGCAGCAGCGGCAGUGUGUCUCAGCAGAGGACCCCGCGCGUUGUUUGCAGCCAUCCUCUUCAAAUUAAGUCCAAUUUGGUUUAACACAGCAUUUCUUAGCAGCAAAGAGGUGCUCAGCGCUGCUGCAGCAGCUGCUGCAGACCCUGCUGCUGCUGCUUCUUCCCGGGCAGCUGCUUUGCUGCUGCUGCAGACUUUGAGGGGCUCUGAGGAGCCUGCGGGGCUCGUCUGCGGUGAACGUACACCUCAAAAUGGCCCGCAGGCCUUCCGCAGCGAAGCUGCAGCAGCAGCAGCAGCAGCAGCAGCAGCAGCUCGCGGCCAGAGCCCUCCCCGCCCCUUUUUUCCCCUAGUUCCUGCUGCUGCUGCAGCAGAAACAACUGCAGCAGCAGCAGUUAGAAAGACGACGGAGAGGCUCUUAGCUGCUGUAUUGGGGAGCAUCAGCAGCAGCAGCAGCCCCACAGCAGCAGCAGCAGCAGCAGCAGCAGCAGCAGAAGCCCCCAGUGCAGACGCGUGCACAGAUGCAUGCGCUGGAAGGGAAGGCGCAGCUGGGGGCUGCCACUGGUCAUGGACCAAUGGACCUUCUGCCUGA